AUCACGUGAUGCCCUCUCCUCCAGACUGCAUGCAGUUUGGUAUUAAAAUGUUUCCAGUACAACCAACCAUUGGGUUGUAACACAUUUGAUAUGAUAGAUAAACGUUGAGCAUUUUUAACGAAUAACAACAUCACAUUAAUAACCGGGACUGACGGCGGUCACGGCGUACAACGUUGCAGCUGUUUGUUUGAGGUUGUAUCCAUAAAGUGCAGCGCUACUGAAGGCAGAACAAGCUAGCUAACGUUAGUCAGGUCGGACGGCGACGAGGCCCCAACCGGACGGGAACACGGGGGAACCAUGGCCAACAUCGCAGUUCAGAGGAUAAAACGGGAAUUCAAGGAGGUGCUCAAAAGUGAAGAGACGAGCAAAAAUCAGAUAAAGGUGGAUCUGGUGGAUGAGAACUUCACAGAACUUAAAGGAGAGAUAGCAGGGCCACCUGACACACCAUAUGAAGGGGGUAGAUAUCAACUAGAAAUUAAAAUUCCAGAGACGUAUCCAUUCAAUCCACCCAAGGUGCGGUUUAUCACGAAGAUCUGGCAUCCCAACAUCAGCUCAGUCACAGGUGCAAUAUGUCUGGACAUUCUCAAAGACCAGUGGGCAGCAGCUAUGACAUUGAGGACAGUCCUCCUGUCACUACAAGCCUUAUUGGCAGCCGCAGAACCAGAUGAUCCACAGGAUGCCGUGGUAGCCAAUCAGUACAAGCAGAACCCAGAGAUGUUUAAACAGACAGCGAGGCUCUGGUCUCAUGUCUAUGCAGGCGCUCCCGUCUCCAGUCCGGAGUACACACGCAAAAUAGACAAACUCUGUGCCAUGGGCUUUGAAAAAAAUGCAGUAAUAGUGGCGUUGUCGUCAAAAUCCUGGGACGUGGAAACAGCGACGGAGCUACUGCUCAGUAACUGAUUCUUUACACCCUCUCCAUCUUCCUCUUGAUCUUUACCCCUGCCCCUCUCUCCUUCUCACACAUAAACACCCUCUCUCCUCCAAAUUCCCACUGUCUCAAGGCGUCUUUUCCCCUGUUUCGCUCUCUGUUCACUGUGGAUUCCGCACCUUCACUCUUCCCCUCUUCUCCAUACAUCCCUUUAUCCCCUCUGUGUGGCAUCUCUCUUUCCGGCUCAUCACCUCUGCUGUACCAGCCUUCAAUCAGUCGCUCUGUGAGCUCUCAUCUCUGAUUUCUUUAAGUUCAUUCUGCAUUCCACUCAGUGCUACAAUCAAAAGUUCAGCCACAUCUUCACCCCCUUUAAAGCAAAUGCUAGACUGAAGACCCCGCCCACGCCUGCCACUCUCCCAGCUUUUCUGGCUGGAUCCAAGAGGCGGCUGUCAGCGGCUUAUCCUUGCCUAUGCAGUGCAUUUACUUUCAUCUGUGAAAACAUUUUUUUUAUAGGAGCAGGUCAAGCCAUUUAAAUAGGCUCUUUUGGUCUUGGUCAUUUUUAUACACUCAUGGGCCAGUUUUCUCAACAGGGAUCAAGUCAGAGACUAACACAUUUUAAUCGGUAUCUAUUUUGUAAUUUCUUUGCACCGUGUCCAACAUCCCUUUCCUUACUCCUCUCACUCUUACACAAUGACCAGUUUGGGGGUACUCUAUGAUUGGAUAGGGUACUCUAUAUUUAGUGGUAUAUUAAAAUGUUGGGACCCUUCUGAAUCAUUUAUCAUAUGCCGUCACUGGAAGGUUUUCAGGGCACUACAACAUUUAACCUUAUCAUAUGGACCAUUGAAGAAAAUUAUGGCAAUGUACAUCUGGUGCACCGGGUACCAAACAUUAUGCAGACAUCGUAUAGAACGAGGCUUAUUCCCUGUUCUGGAAAACAGCUCCUAUAGUGUCACUGAGGUGUUCACACAGUAGCCAUACUUAUUUUCAUGCCACGAUUCCCCCCCCCCCCCCCCCCCCCCCCCCCCCCCCCCGCAACUGUCUGAAUCCAAACCUCCUGCAGCCUCUUAUCCUCACACCUGUUCUUGACAUUGCUUACUUCACCUGUCCCUUUUCUUACAUUUUUUUAAAAGUUUUAUUUUAUUUUGGCAUCCUGCAGGUAUACAUUUGGAAUCUUGUUUUUAAACUGAAAGAAAACAACAAGACAUGUUGAGCAGUAACACAACCUGUCACAAGUCUGGAUGGAAAUAUUCAAUGGAAAUAUUCAAUAUGAGUUUGAAAAAUAUUACAUAAUCUUAACUACGCCAACAGAAGAAAAAAAAAAUGUCAACAUGAUUCAUCUGUAAAUAAAGAUAUUAAAGUCUGUGUAAA
This is a messenger RNA of Etheostoma cragini (Arkansas darter), 2236 nucleotides long. It is a transcript of the gene ube2ka, whose product is annotated as ubiquitin-conjugating enzyme E2Ka (UBC1 homolog, yeast). The transcript has 7 exons. Gene Ontology annotation, molecular function: ubiquitin conjugating enzyme activity; protein binding. Gene Ontology annotation, cellular component: nucleus. The record is from RefSeq and is a predicted model, not a curated record. Bases 298 to 900 code for a protein of 200 amino acids. Gene Ontology annotation, biological process: proteasome-mediated ubiquitin-dependent protein catabolic process; protein polyubiquitination. Lineage: Eukaryota; Metazoa; Chordata; Actinopteri; Perciformes; Percidae.